Molecule: messenger RNA, 2495 nt
Organism: Rhincodon typus (whale shark)
Lineage: Eukaryota; Metazoa; Chordata; Chondrichthyes; Orectolobiformes; Rhincodontidae
Product: ubiquitin carboxyl-terminal hydrolase 5-like
Biological process (GO): protein deubiquitination
Molecular function (GO): cysteine-type deubiquitinase activity; zinc ion binding
Source: RefSeq, a predicted model, not a curated record
CCACCCAUUCGCCAGCCUCUCCUCGGACUUGAGUGAUGGCGGAGCACGGCGACCUGCUGCUGUCGGUGCUGUCCAGCAUCCGGGUGCCGAGGCCCGGCGACCGGGUCCAUAAGGACGAGUGCGCCUUCUCCUUCGACACCCCGGAGUCCGAUGGCGGCCUGUACGUCUGCAUGAACACCUUCCUGGGCUUUGGUAAGCAGCAUGUGGAACGGCACUACCAGAAGACGGGGCAGCGUGUCUACCUACACCUGAGGAGGACCCGCCUGCCGAAGGUGGAUGACGGGAGCAGUGGAGCCGGUGAUCCACCCAAGAAGAAACCGACUCGUUUGGCCAUCGGGGUGGAAGGUGGCUUUGACGUGGAAGGGGAGAACUUUGAGUACGACGAGGAGGUGAAAGUGGUGAUUCUACCGGAGCACGCAACCAUUCCCCGGGAGUCGCUCAGUCUGAUGCCAGCUGCAGCCUGUGACAGGGUGACUGCUUCAGUCGAUGGCCUCCUAGCUGCUGACUCGGCCUCUCGGAAACAAGAGAUACAGGCCUGGGAUGGGGAGGUACGUCAGGUCUCAAAACAUGCCCUCAACCUCAAACAGAUGGACAACGACGUUCGAAUCCCACCCUGUGGCUGGAAGUGUACCCGCUGCGACCUGAAGGAGAAUCUCUGGCUGAAUCUGACGGAUGGUUCCAUUCUGUGCGGCCGCCGCUAUUUCGAUGGGAGUGGAGGUAAUAACCAUGCCCUGGAACACUACAAGCAGUGUGGCUACCCGCUCGCUGUCAAACUGGGAACUAUUACCCCCGACGGUGCUGAUGUGUACUGCUACGAUGAGGAUGAGAUGGUGCUGGAUCCGAACCUUGCAGAGCACCUCUCCCACUUCGGGAUUGACAUGAUGAAGAUGCAGAAGACUGACAAGACCAUGACGGAGCUGGAGAUUGACAUGAACCAGCGAAUCGGUGAGUGGGAGACCAUCCAGGAAUCCAGUGUCCACCUGAAGCCGCUGUAUGGCCCGGAGUACACAGGCCUGCAGAACCUGGGUAACAGCUGCUACCUCAAUUCUGUCAUGCAGGUCGUUUUCAGUAUUCCCGACUUUCAGACCAAGUACGUCGCCAACCGCGAGAAGAUUUUCAAAGACUGUCCGAGCGACCCCACACAGGAUUUCAACACCCAGCUAGCGAAGCUGGGCUACGGUCUACUCUCCGGGGAGCAUUCCAAAGGGCCACCGGAACAGACCACGGCGGCCCCGACCCCCAGGAAGCUAAAGGAACAGGACGGGAUCGCCCCGCGGAUGUUCAAGACCCUGGUGGGGCGGGGUCACCCAGAAUUCUCGACCAACCGACAGCAGGAUGCGCAGGAAUUCUUCCUGCAUUUCAUCAACAUGGUGGAGCGGAACUGCCGGAGCUCGCAGAAUCCCAACGAGGCCUUCCGCUUCCUGGUGGAGGAGCGCAUCAACUGCCUGGCAUCCGGGAAGGUCAAGUACACACAGCGGGUCGACUACAUCAUGCAGCUCCCUGUUCCCAUUGAUGUGGCCGUCAACAAAGAGGAACUUGCGGAGUAUGAGAUGAAGAAACGUGAGGCCGAGGCAGACAAGAGUGUGAUCCUGGAGAUGGUACGCGCCAAGAUUCCGUUCGAGUCCUGCCUACAGGCCUACGCCGAGCCGGAGCAGGUCGAUGAUUUCUGGAGCACGGCCCUGCUGGCCAAGUCGGUGGCUGUGAAGUAAGUGAUGGACCCCGCCCCCCCCACCGCCCCAACAUGGUAAUACCUGGGUAUACCCCCACCCCCACACAACGUCUCCAUCGAGAUGCCAGACGAGCUGGACAUCUCGGCCCUGCGGGGGAGCGGCCUGCAGCCGGGGGAGGAGGAGUUACCUGAGCUGGCCCCCCCCCUCGUCACGCCGGAUGAGACGAAAGGUAGCCUUGGCCUGUGUGGCCUGGACGAUGACGAUUCUCUCUGCUCUGCCCAAUUCUCUUCUCCAACAUCGCCAGUCCUGGACGAGAGUGUGGUGGUACAGCUGGUUGAGAUGGGGUUUCCAGUCGAGGCAUGUCGGAAAGCAGUCUAUUACGCGGCCAAUAGUGGGCUGGAGGCAGCCCUCAACUGGGUGAUGGCUCACCUCGAGGACCCAGGUAAGGACCCCCCAACGAAGGAGGGAGGCUGUGUGUGUACGUACGGCCAAGUGAGGAGGAGCACAGGGUCUGUCUCCACUCUCUGCUGGUCUGGGUUCGGUUCUCACUCUCCUUCUCACCCUGUCUCGUCUUGUAACAACAGCCUGGAGCGAGCUGUCGACUGGAUCUUCAGUCGGAUCGAUGAUCUCGAUACUGAGGUGGACAUGGAUGUGUCCGAGGCUCGCUCCGCACCAGAAUCCCUCUCUGAGUCCGUGCCACCGGGGCCGAAGGUCAGGGACGGACAUGGCCGAUACCAGCUCUUUGCAUUCAUCAGCCACAUGGGAACCUCCACAAUGUGUGGUCACUAUGUGUGUCAUAUCAAGAAGGAGGGAAGGUGAGUAACU